AAGCACAGGCAGGGGAAUUCUCUACCAACCCCUCUCGAUUCAUUUCAGUUUUUGAAGGUUGUCUGGUUAGUCAUAAACCUGACUGGGAUGACUGCCAGGUACUUCUGCGAACACUCCUUUCUGAAGUAGAGCGGAACCAAGUUUUAGCUAAGGCACGGGCAGAGGCAGAAAGAAGACAUGAACAGGAUCCAGCUACCUAUAAGGAGGCAAAAGAUCAGGUCCCUUUUACUGACCCCCAGUGGAACCCUAAUAAGCCUGAAGGUAUGGGUCCUUUAACUAAUUACAAAGAACUGUUGCUGUUUGGCCUACGUCACUCCGCAGUUCGCCAUAACAACUGGGCAAAGCCUUAUGAGAUAGUACAGGAGCCAAAGGAGAGUCUGGUAGCCUUUCUACAGCGUAUCCGGGACGCAAUUAGACAGCAUAUAACAGCCAACCCUGAGAGUCCGGAGAUUGAGGCAGUCAUAAAGGGUAUUUUCACCAGUCGGGCUGCCCCAGAUAUUAGAAGAAAAUUACAAAAGAAGGAAGAUCUCAUGGGAAUGACUAUGGCUCAGAUCCUGGAAACAGCUAACAAGGCUUACAGUCUUCGGGAUGUAGAAAAGGAGAAGAGGCAGGAUGCCUUUUUCACGAUCCCGGUGGACACACAGUCCCAGGAAAUUUUCUCCUUCGAAUGGGAAGAUGCAAACAGGAAUAAAAGGCAACUGUGUUGGACAGUGCUGGCGCAAGGAUUUAAGAACUCCCCCACUCUUUUCGGUCAAGCUUUAUCCCGGGACUUGGAAGGAUGGGAAAAUGAGAACAAAGUCCUUCUCCUACAGUAUGUGAGGGAUUCUCAGCCACUCCUCUUGGACGCACCUGUUCAUUCCCUACAGCCUGGUGACUUCGUCCUCGUCCGGACCUGGAAGGACAAACCCCUCCAGGAGAAGUGGAAAGGACCCUAUCUUGUCUUAUUGGUUUCUCACACGGCGGCGAAAGUAGAGGGACACAAGAGCUGGAUUCACUACUCCCGAUUGAAAGCUGUACCUCCACCGCAAAAUCCAAACCCCAAGCAGUGGACGGUCCAGCCUACUGGGACCGAAACAUCGGAAGAUUUGGGACUCAAGUUAUUGUUUAAACGCAAAUCACUCUAAUUUGGCCAUGUUUUUAAUAUUUGUAUGGGUGUUUACUGUUUCUGGACAAUUGGCCCCUUUAUCUUUCCGCUCCCCAGAAAAUAACUGGUGGGCUCUUUUAGCUGCCACAGCCUCUAAUUCUUCCCACUUUUGUGUAGGAAGCGGUUACACUUUAAGGUCUGUAUUUACUACUUGUUUUGUAGGAGUAGCUAUGCCCUUGCAAGAUAUUCACAAUUAUACUGAACUUGCUGCUUAUAAUAUUAAGUUGAAGGCCCAGCAG
Messenger RNA from Gopherus flavomarginatus (Mexican gopher tortoise), 1383 nucleotides. RefSeq lists its product as uncharacterized. The transcript is spliced from 3 exons. The record is from RefSeq and is a predicted model, not a curated record. Gene Ontology annotation, biological process: virion assembly. The coding region runs from base 264 to 1124 and encodes 286 amino acids. Lineage: Eukaryota; Metazoa; Chordata; Testudines; Testudinidae.